Messenger RNA from Oikopleura dioica, 534 nucleotides. The record is from the annotation of a GenBank genome assembly. Lineage: Eukaryota; Metazoa; Chordata; Appendicularia; Copelata; Oikopleuridae.
AUGCAAGAUUUUUCUGCAGUCGACUAUUCUGGCGAAUGGUAUCAGGUCGCUGGCUAUCCAGUCUACUACAUUCCAGAGGGAACUGAUUGCGUAAAGGCAAUGUAUGGUAUUGAAGAAGGAUACAUCAGCGUCAACAAUUCUUCGGUGAGAAAAGACGAGGAUGGGCAGCGAUACCUCUCUUGGGGUCUUGCUAAAGCAUAUCAAUCCUACGGAGACCGCUGGCCAAAUCUUCUCUAUGUUGAUUUCAGAAACGAAUACGACCCAUCCAAUCCUACCGAUCCUCAAUACUGGAUCUUCGAGGUCGACUACAAUGAAUACACUUUGGGAAUGGAGUGCAAGCAAUACGAUGAUUUCUCGUACAUGAUAAUGUGGAUUCUCGCCCGAGAUCCGGAAUUCGUAAAUUCUGUCAAAUUUCAAGAAGUAGUCAAUCGAGCAGCAGAGCUGUACGAAGUCGAUCCGGAAAAACUUGUCUUUACUGAUGACACUGUUAACGGCUGUAAAUAUGAUUACAUAAAGGGAGACCAUGGACUGUAA